UAAUUACAAAAAUACUAUAACUUCUCAAUAGUUUCCAUUCAUUGUGCAGUAUUGUCAUGUUUCAGGCCUGUUCUAUGACCUUUUAUAUUUUUACGAUAUGAAAAUAUUUACUCAACAGUAACAAAGAUAAUGAUAUAAAACAUGUUUACUGUGAUAAUUUUUAACCUUAUAAUUCAUAACAAUAUUUUCCUGUAACGUCAUCCUCAAUGCUUUCCAGGUCACUGUAGACCUUUAUAGUGAGUAAUGUUCUAUAAAUAAUUGUAAUUUGUAUGCUAAUAAGUUAAUAGUAUCAAUAUGGAUAUUGUGAUACAAGUAAACAACCAAUCUAAUGGUAGAGAUAAACUGGCCAGGUUAUUCCAAUACACAAGCAGGCUUUUGUGGCAUCAACUUGAAUCUAGAAAUGCCAAUAAAUAUUCAAUUGACAGAAUAAAAAGCCUCGAAAAUGCUAUGAGUUCAUUCAGAAAAGUUCUCCGAAUGGGCAGAUGUAUUGAUAUUUGCUACAUGGCACUAAAUACAAUGCACAUAGAAGAUCCAUUCUUAAGAAUGUCAUUGACUGUGAGCAAAAUAGCACAUGCACUGUUCUUAUAUGCCGACCAUGUAGUUUGGUUGGCAAAGAGCGGUUUUCUAAAGACAGAUUCAGAUAAGUGGAGUAAAACUGCAAACAGGUUCUGGCUGUUAUCAAUAAUUGCAAAUUUGGCCAGAGAUAUUUAUGAGAUAUUACAUCUCUUAGAAGUCAAUCACACAACAUUGCUUAAGACCUCAGAAUUAUUGGGAUGUUCUAUUAAACAUUUUGAUCUGCAAAGGAGCUUGAAACAUGUAUACACAAUUAUACACUGUCAUAGAGAUAUCUUUAUAGAUACACUGAAAAAUUCUUGUGAUUUAUUCAUUCCGUUGACUGCUUUAGGAUUCACGAGGUUAAAUCCCAGUGCAGUUGGUGCGUUAGGAGCUAUUUCGUCAUUAGCAGCAUUAGUUACAGUAAUUAAACCCAUAACAAAAUUGCUUCCAGCGUAAUUUUAAGACUGACAUAUUUUAGCAACGGGAUUUUUUUGUUGGGUAAUGGUAAUUUUUUAACAAAAAAAUUUUAUCGUAUUCGUUUUAAAUAUUUGUUUUCAAAUAGAUAAAAUUCAAUAAUUUUUAAAUAGUCUUUAUAUUUAACUAGUUAUAUACUUUGUUGCUUUAUCUUAAAUAAGCACAAUAUCUGGCUGGCUGGGGUGUUUCUAAUCGGUCAUACGGUCUAUUAUUAAACGUUUGUAAAAUUGA
This is a messenger RNA of Danaus plexippus (monarch butterfly), 1260 nucleotides long. RefSeq names its product peroxisomal membrane protein 11B (gene Pex11ab). Bases 295 to 1011 code for a protein of 238 amino acids. Gene Ontology annotation, biological process: regulation of peroxisome size; peroxisome fission. The record is from RefSeq and is a predicted model, not a curated record. The transcript has 3 exons. Gene Ontology annotation, cellular component: peroxisomal membrane. NCBI's taxonomy places the organism in Eukaryota, Metazoa, Arthropoda, Insecta, Lepidoptera, Nymphalidae.